GCUGCUUGCGGCCGCCUCCCCGCCCUGCCAGCCGGCCGGGGGCUCCACGCGGGGCUGCAGAGGACAGCGCAGCCCUCUGCGCCGGCCCCACCCUGCCUGAGCUCGCUCCCUCCCGGCGCCUAGGGCCGAUGGCGGAAGCCGGCAGGAGCCCGGCGAUGUCCCCGGACCAGCCAGCCAGCCAGGAGGCGGUGGCAGCGGCGGAGCUGGACCCCGAGCCCGAGGCUCCCAGCCCGCCAGCGCCUGCCCUGCGCUGGCUGCCCGGGGACCCAAGUCCCCGCGGCCGCUCCCAGAGCGACCUGUCGUCCGCCUCGAGCAGGGGCCGCCCGCUCCGGGUCCACAUCUCUGGCUCAGUGGAUGGACUAGACAAAGCCUCCAUAGCAAACUCAGAUGGCCCCCCAGCGGGUUCCCAGACACCUCCCUUCAAGAGAAAGGGGAAGCUCUCCACCAUUGGUAAGAUCUUCAAGCCUUGGAAAUGGAGGAAGAAGAAGACCAGCGACAAAUUCAGAGAAACCUCAGCAGUAUUAGAGAGGAAGAUAUCCACCAGACAAAGUAGAGAGGAGCUGAUAAGAAGGGGCCUGCUUAAAGAAUUGCCUGACCAAGAUGGAGAUGUAACAGUUAACUUUGAAAAUUCAAACGGGCACAUGAUACACAUCGGAGAGGAAUCUACCCAGGAGGAGAAUGUAGGGAAACCCGAAGAAGGGAAUGGUUCUGUGUGUGAGAAAACACCACCUCGGGAGGAAAAGGCAGAAGAUAAGAAAGAGAACACUGCAAUCCACUCUGAAACACCGGCUGCUCCUGCUCUACCUCCUACAGCUCCUCCUAAGCCCAAGCCCAAACCCAAACCUAAACCCAAAAAAUCUCCUGUGCCUCCCAAAGGGGCCACUGCUGGGGCCGGCCACAAAGGGGAUGAAGUGCCUCCUAAUAGAAAAAAUGUCAAGGCUCACAGUAAACAGGCCCCUACCCUUCCACCCAAGCCAACAAGCCGAAACACAACCCGGGAGGCUGCUGGUUCUUCUCACCCGAAGAAAACAGCUGGCUCUAAAGCAUCUGCUUCAGCAUCUGCCUCCUCCACCUCCUCUCGUUCCCAAGUGUCCAAGGAGCCAGUUGCUAGCAAAACGGGUGUCGUGGGCACGGCAAAGGGCAAGAAGAAAAUUGGCAAGCAGCCGGCGGCCUCCCAACUCUCCUCAGACACCACCACCGCGGACGCAUCGAGUCUUAAAGGAGAACCCUCAGACACCGGGAUAGAGAGUCUCACACAAGAGGAGACUGUUGCUGGAGCUGAGGAGCAGGCCACGGGCAAAUCCAAGGCUACUGUCCUUCCACCUCCCGUGGCACCACUGCCUUCCCCACCCGUCCUUCCUCUGCCCCUUGAGGAUCAGUGCAUUGUUGCCUUGGACACUCCCAUGGUCCCGGUCAGUGAUGGACCUACCCUGCCUGGCUCUGCCUUAGACCCAAGUCAGCUCCCUUGGACUGAAGAGCAGGCGAACAGCGCUGGCUCAAGUGGUACCAGAGAACAGGCACAAUGUUUUACAACCAAAGAUGAGCUGGGGAAAGCUGGACCUCUUGGGCAGAUGGGAGACUCUUCAGAAUCCUUCAGUGCCUCGGAGGAUGAGGCCCCAAGAGAGUACCAAUCCAACGACUCUGACUCAGAUGGACCCAUCUUGUACACUGAUGAUGAGGAGGAAGAGGAUGAUGAUGAUGACGGCAGUGGAGAAAGUGCUUUGGCAAGUAAGAUACGACGAAGGGACACUCUUGCCAUAAAACUUGGCAACAGACCAUCCAAAAAAGAACUGGAGGAUAAAAACAUCCUGCAGCGAACAUCUGAAGAAGAAAGACAGGAAAUAAGACAGCAGAUCGGGACCAAGCUAGUCAGAAGACUCAGCCAGAGGCCAACAACAGAGGAAUUAGAGCAAAGAAACAUCUUAAAACAAAAGAACGAAGAAGAGGAGCAAGAAGCAAAAAUGGAACUGAAACGGAGACUCAGCCGGAAGCUCAGCCUAAGACCUUCUGUGGCAGAGCUACAAGCCCGAAGGAUCUUGCGAUUUAAUGAGUAUGUAGAGGUCACGGAUUCUCCCGACUAUGACCGCCGGGCCGACAAGCCCUGGGCCAGGUUGACACCUGCAGACAAGGCCGCAAUAAGGAAAGAACUCAAUGAAUUCAAAAGCACAGAAAUGGAAGUUCAUGAAGAGAGUCGACAGUUUACAAGGUUUCAUCGUCCAUAAGGAAGUGCGGGGCUGCUCAGAAAUAGGGACUGACCAUCCCCGGUGGAAACCCUGCUUCCUGAGACCCCGACAUGGCACUGAGCUUUCAACGUGUAUGUGUUUCCAUUUCAUUGCGGUGAAGGAGGCCCGUGACUCAGCCUUGGUUGAGACUGCUCCUCACCCGGACAGCCCAGACGAGGCCAUCACGCUGAGAGCCAGAUGCAGCAAGCCUAGCUGCCCAGGAUGUCCACUAAUGUAAGGGACACUCUGGCUCUCUCAGCUGUUCUUCAUCAGAAAUUUCAAUCAAAGAAGACAAGCAGAAGACAAUCGCCAGUUUGACUGCCAGAAAGCCAAAUGGUAUAGUGCGUGUGGGUUGACCAACAGGAGACAUGGGUAUUACUGCUGGUCACCCCAACAGCGUGGGAGCUAAAAAUGAGGAGGACAGUUCCGUUAUGUUAAUGAAGAAAAGAAGAAUGAAGAUAAGUAUAUUUUUGAAGUAGGCAUUUGGUAGCUGAGAACUUACUAAGGGAUUUGGGAACCUACUCAACCAAUGUGGAUUCCUUAAAGACUUGAUUCCAGAACAUUCUUGUUUCACCAAAAAGUUGGUUCUGUGUAAUACCAUAUUUUUUAUGUUGUGCCAGUGAACCCAGUUGCCAGAAACAAAUCUGAGUGUGCAUUAAAUGCAAGAAGCCUCUACCCACUCUUCUUACCAAGCAUGCUUGCUUGCAUUGUGUUGCAUGCUUUCUGUAGCCCAGCUAUCCACACGACCUUUUCUUAUACUGCUUUCCUAAUGGGUGAGCCCUCUACAAGGCUAACAGAAGUAAGGUCAGAUAUAAAGUGACCCUGCAAAACUAUUGGAAGCUUUAGAAAUAAAUCUCCUGUCUUAGUUAUCUCCAAAGUCAGGAAACCCUUCAUUAUCUAAAGAAGAUGAUAUGGACGAUCAUGACACUCUUUUUAAAAACUCAAUCCAGAGUUGCAGAGUAAGCAGAAUACAAGUGUGUGCUGCUUGCUCCAAGUUCUGAAGGGGAAUUAAAAAGAAAAAAAUACCCGGUAGUUUUGAGUGCUGCGUUAAAAAUUUUAAAAAAGUUAGGUUGCUGCUAUUAAAAUAAAAAAAAAAAAAAAACCAAGCACAUAGAUUUAACAAAAAUACCCUAAGGCUUAAAGGAAGACAGAAAAUUGCUGGUUUAUGUAAAGGAAACCUUACCGUCUGUGCUGAUUCUGUGGAUCACAUCCAUACUACAAUCUGUACUCCCCGUGCCAGAAAAGCAGUGAGAUACAGUUCAGGCCAGUUUCUACGAGAGCCUGUAAUCAGUCUUGUUUACAUUAAGAAGCUUCCUUCCUCAAAUUGCUUUUCUCUGUAGUAUCAGGCUCCAGCACAGAACCCCAGAAGGGCUCACUUGUGAAUACUACCUUGAAUUUCAUUUCCCUUAACAAUUGUUUUGGGCCUCUUGGAUUAAAAGCAUACGAUAUUAUUUUUUUAAAAAAGAGAAGGCAGAGUCUGUAUCAAGUCUAUCUUAUUCUCUGAUCUGGAACUCUGACGGCUCUGCUUCAGGAUGUGGAAGCCUGUAAUUUUCUAUCCCAACUGAGAAGUCAGCAUUUAAUCAGUGGAAUAAGUGUAGGUCCCACCACUCUGUGGUAUUUGGAGGAACCACUUGAAAUUUGAUGAUUUCAUUUCAAAGUAAAAGUGGUUAGCGGCAGUUGACCUACUGUAAAGAGCCAGGAGGAGCAUUACAUGAGGUAACCAGCAUUAUUGUACCCGCCACUACGCUUAGCUGUUUGCAUUAAUAAAACAAGACUACAAUCUACCCGAGUUCAUUUCACUAAUGGCGGAAGACAGACUUUGCUUUUGAGAUAAUGUCUGUGUGUGCCCUGGUGUUUGUCUUCGGCUGAGGGCUUGUUUCUUUUGUUGUUGUUUUGCAGUGCUGGGAUUGAACCGGGGCCUUGUGGGUGUCCUGCACACUUUCUAGAACCCCCGAGCUGCGCCCCCAGCCUUUGUUUGCUUCAGUGUCUCAAUUCAGCCAUAAAAAUUAACUCCUUUUCUCA
Messenger RNA from Peromyscus leucopus (white-footed mouse), 4244 nucleotides. RefSeq names its product phosphatase and actin regulator 2 (gene Phactr2). Gene Ontology annotation, biological process: actin cytoskeleton organization. The record is from RefSeq and is a predicted model, not a curated record. The transcript is spliced from 13 exons. Gene Ontology annotation, molecular function: actin binding. Lineage: Eukaryota; Metazoa; Chordata; Mammalia; Rodentia; Cricetidae. Bases 129 to 2222 code for a protein of 697 amino acids.